AUAGAUUAAGAAAACAAACCUAGCUAAAUAUAUACAUUACACAGCAGGCAAGAAUGGUCACAGUUCAGGAAGUUAGGGAUUCCCAGCGGGCCCAAGGUCCAGCCAAUGUGUUGGCCAUCGGAACCGCAACACCUCAAAAUUGUGUUGAUCAGAGCACCUAUCCCGACUUCUACUUCCGUAUCACAAACAGCGAACACAAGACCGAGCUCAAAGAGAAGUUCAAGCGCAUGUGCGAAAAAUCAAUGAUCAAGAAGCGUUACAUGUACUUAACCGAGGAAAUUCUUAAAGAAAAUCCAAAUGUAUGCGCCUACAUGGCACCCUCUAUUGACGCUAGGCAAGACAUGGUAGUGGUUGAAGUGCCUAAGCUUGGUAAAGAGGCUGCUACAAAGGCCAUCAAAGAAUGGGGUCAACCCAAGUCCAAAAUUACCCACUUAGUCUUUUGCACCACUAGUGGUGUUGACAUGCCGGGAGCGGACUACCAGCUAACCAAGUUGCUCGGCCUCCGCCCCUCGGUCAAGCGAUACAUGAUGUACCAACAAGGUUGUUUUGCCGGUGGAACCGUGCUUCGGUUAGCCAAGGACCUAGCCGAGAACAACAAGGGUGCUAGAGUUUUGGUCGUUUGCUCCGAAAUCACUGCAGUCACUUUUCGUGGGCCUAGCGAUGCCCACUUAGAUAGUCUUGUAGGCCAGGCCUUAUUUGGAGAUGGAGCUGCAGCUGUUAUUGUUGGGUCGGACCCCUUGCCCGAAGUGGAAAAGCCUUUAUUCGAACUUGUUUCCGUGGCCCAAACCAUUCUUCCGGAUAGCGAUGGGGCCAUCGAUGGCCACUUACGUGAAGUGGGGCUUACUUUUCAUUUACUGAAAGAUGUUCCCGGGCUUAUAUCCAAGAACAUAGAGAAAAGUCUGACGGAAGCCUUUCAGCCCUUGGGCAUAUCCGAUUGGAACUCAAUCUUUUGGAUUGCCCAUCCCGGUGGGCCUGCCAUAUUGGACCAAGUAGAGUCCAAGUUGGGCUUGAAGCCCGAGAAACUUCGGGCCACAAGGCAAGUGUUGAGCGACUACGGAAAUAUGUCGAGCGCGUGUGUUUUGUUUAUUCUCGACGAGAUGAGGAAGAAGUCGGCGGAGGAUGGGCUGAAGACUACCGGCGAAGGAAUCGAAUGGGGUGUGUUAUUUGGAUUUGGGCCUGGGCUAACUGUUGAGACUGUUGUCCUUCACAGUGUGAGUACUUGAUUGGGCUUAAUUAAGCCUAGCCCAUUUAACAUAUUUCUCUUUGUGUGAUGCAUUUAAUUUUUCACUAUUUAUUGCUUGCUCUUGCUCCUAAUGUCAACAUUAUAAUGUUCAUGAAUCUCACUUUUUUAUUUUUGUUCUAUUACCAUGAAUAAAAUAAUGUAUUUUGUUU
Impatiens glandulifera is the source of this 1392-nucleotide messenger RNA. Its product is annotated as chalcone synthase 2. The record is from RefSeq and is a predicted model, not a curated record. Gene Ontology annotation, molecular function: acyltransferase activity, transferring groups other than amino-acyl groups. Bases 54 to 1223 code for a protein of 389 amino acids. NCBI's taxonomy places the organism in Eukaryota, Viridiplantae, Streptophyta, Magnoliopsida, Ericales, Balsaminaceae. The transcript has 2 exons. Gene Ontology annotation, biological process: polyketide biosynthetic process.